Fomitiporia mediterranea MF3/22 is the source of this 1002-nucleotide messenger RNA. RefSeq lists its product as uncharacterized. The coding region runs from base 1 to 1002 and encodes 333 amino acids. The transcript is spliced from 2 exons. NCBI's taxonomy places the organism in Eukaryota, Fungi, Basidiomycota, Agaricomycetes, Hymenochaetales, Hymenochaetaceae. Gene Ontology annotation, molecular function: protein binding. The record is from RefSeq and is a predicted model, not a curated record.
AUGGACGAAGACUCAGACGUUGCUCCCUCAACAUCUGAAAGCCCGGCAUGCAAGUCGAACGAUGUCGAACUUGAGCCUGUUAUAACCGCCGCGUCCGCACCAUUUGACUCGCCAUACGGUGAUGUCAUCCUUCGAACGUCAGACUCGGUGGACUUUCGCGUGCUGAGGUUCGUUCUAGCAUUAGCUUCGCCCGUCUUCGGUGCCAUGUUCUCCCUUCCACAACCUGCCACAAAACUGGACGAACCUGCAUCAAUUCCAAUUAUUCCGAUCAGUGAAUCAAGCGCCACAAUUGAUUUGCUCUUGCGAUUGUGUUAUCCCGUUGAGGUACCCCGACUUAGUAACAGGUUGAAUGUACCUCGGAUUGGUCUCGUACUUGAAGCAGCGCUGAAGUACGAUAUCAGUCAUGUCGUCAGUCAUGCUCGGGACGCUAUAUUAGAGCUUGCGGAAAAGGACUACGACUCCGCCGUUGCAGCAUACGCAGUGGCGUGCCACUUGAAACUUGAGGAGCUAGCGCGUGCAGCCGCACUUGCAUGCCUUAAAUGGCCUUUUCCAGGACCUACAGUCCCUCAACUUUCUCUCAUGUCCGGCUUAGAUUAUUACAAUCUUCUCGAAUAUCAUAAGAAGGCUGGAGAAACUGUGGCUUCGUUAUUUCAAAAGAACCGAUACAAGUUCAUGACGGAGACAUGUGUCGCAAUCACACCUCGAAGCCAUACUUGCCAAGGGAGCACAAAAUUAUCGUACACUUUAACCGAUAACAACGUCGAAGUCAACGAAUAUCUCUUCUGGUCUGAGGCAAAGAAUAUCUUGUCCGAGGCUUUCAAGACUUCCCCAAGUGCAAUGGAGAAACUUUCCUUGUCAUCACUUGCUCCAGCGGUGACGGCUACUAAUUGCCAUAUUUGCAAAAAUAAAUUCCUUCAUGGAUGGGAUCAGACAAGAGAAGCUAUCGCGACUGUAAUUAAGAAACGAAUAAGUAAGGUGCCACUUUCUCUGUCUUGGAUGUGA